AUGGUAAUGGUUCCAAAUUCCCCAAAUAUUCAAGUGCAUAUGUUGGCCUCUUGCCAACCUGGAAUGUAUUUUCUAGAGGAUUCCGGGCCUCAAACUCCUGCCACUGACGCUAACGUCAAUUCCAGCUUGGUCGCCUAUCAAUACUAUUGCACCGGCACUCGCUACAUGAAUACUUUGGGCCCUGCUGACCCGUCAAAAUUUGUCACGCGAUUCCUUUAUUCUGGUUAUUACAUACCAGUGUGCAAAGUUGCAACAUGUGAAUACAUACCUGGCCUUCUGAAUAAUGUUCAAUCACAGCCCCAGUUGCCUAAUAACAGCAGUUCCAUAAUCUACGACUUCAACUCGGUCAUUCACCUCGUAUGUAGCUUGGGUUAUGUUAGCUCCAGCAACUUUCUCAGCUCUAAUACCAGUUUGACAUGCCAACAGUCAAAUGAAGAUCCUACUAAGGGCGUCUGGAUCCCACCAAAUUACCAGGCGUGCAUCCCUAUUCGAUGCAAUAAUACAGAACUUCGUAGCAUGCUGCCGAAAAAUAGCCUUAUGCUGAGUGCUCAAAAUACCAUUACUCAACGUAUCUAUGGAAAGAUGGAGGCAAAUCAGUUUAAUCUGCAUGGGAACGUUGUAAAAAUUGUUUGUCAGUACGGCGAAUUCUUCGAUGAUCGUACCAGCCAGAAGAAUCUAAAAUGCGAUUUGGCGCAGGAUUCCUCUAUCACUGGUACCUGGUAUGGCUAUGCUGGGACUAUUUUGCCCAUUUCGAAGACUUGCGUGGGUAAGAGAGGCACAAAUAUAACACGAAUGGACAUAGCAUAA
This is a messenger RNA of Protopolystoma xenopodis, 807 nucleotides long. NCBI's taxonomy places the organism in Eukaryota, Metazoa, Platyhelminthes, Monogenea, Polystomatidea, Polystomatidae. The record is from the annotation of a GenBank genome assembly.